Messenger RNA from Thecamonas trahens ATCC 50062, 2088 nucleotides. Its product is annotated as DNA repair metallo-beta-lactamase. The transcript has a single exon. The record is from RefSeq and is a predicted model, not a curated record. Bases 1 to 2088 code for a protein of 695 amino acids. NCBI's taxonomy places the organism in Eukaryota, Apusomonadida, Apusomonadidae. Gene Ontology annotation, biological process: interstrand cross-link repair; double-strand break repair via nonhomologous end joining; protection from non-homologous end joining at telomere. Gene Ontology annotation, molecular function: damaged DNA binding; 5'-3' DNA exonuclease activity.
AUGCUACGCUCUGCGGUGGAGGGCAUGGCGGCGGUGGUGGCAUCUGUGGUGUCUGCGGCGGGCGUGGCGCCGGUCUCCCACGCAGUGGCGUCAGCCGUCGACGCCAAGCCGCCGCCACGAAAGCGGAGCAGGAGCAGAAGCAGAAGCGGGAGCAUGGAGAAGACGCUUGGUGCGGCGAGCAAACGGCGCAAGUCGAUGCAGGAUGACGGCGUGUCGGGGAAAGAGGCCAAGCCCAUGUUGGUGGCCGAGACCACGACCGUAUGGGCGACCGAGACCAAGGCCGACCAGGCCGCCAAGACCUCCAAGACCGACAAGCCAGCCAAGUCAUUCAAGAAGCGCCGAGUAUCCAAGUACGCGUCGAUGCCGGUGCCGGCGUUCAAGAUCGUGCCCGGGACCAAGAUCCUGGUCGACGGCUUCCAGUACAAGCGGGCCGAGUACGCACACUAUGUGCUGACCCACUUUCACUCGGACCACUACGUGGGCCUCAACAAGAACUUUGUCCACGGAAUGAUCUUCUGCACUCCGCCGACAGCGCGCCUGGUGGCUGCCGUCAUCGGCGUCUCGCCGCACAUCCUCGUCGAGAUCCCGCUGCACACACCGACGUUUGUGGUGCCAAACGUGUGCAUGACCUUUGUGGACGCCAACCAUUGCCCGGGCGCGGCUGUUGUUCUCAUCGAUGUGUAUCCGUGGGCAGCAAACGGGACGCCGGAUCUGGCGGCAGCGCCGGCCAAGUACGUGCAUACCGGCGACUUUCGCUACGACGCCGCAGGCCUCAACCCGCACCUGGACGCAUGGCUCGGCUCGCCGCGGGCAAGCGUCGACGCCGUCUUCCUCGACACCACCUUUCUCAAGUCGCGCUUCAACUUUCCACCGCAGGCCGCCAUGAUCCAGUACGUAGUCGACCUCGUCCAGCGCGAGCUGCCCAAAUGGCGGCGUCCGCUCUUCCUCGUCGGCUCGUACACCAUCGGCAAGGAGCGGAUCGUGAUGGAGGUGUGGCGGCAGACCGGGCUGCGGAUCUACUGCUCACCGGCUAAGUUCGCCCUCCUCUCGCAGCUCGGCAACGAGGCGCUGGACAUGACUGCCUUCACCACCGAUCCGCAGGCCACACCCCUGCACUUUGUUUCGAUGGGCCUUGUCGGCUUCCGCACGCUGACCGCCAACGCCGCCGCGCUCCUCGAUCCAGCGGUCGUGGCGCAGUUUGCCGGCUCGGCGCCGCCGCCGCCAGCAGACUCGCCGUACGACGGCCUCGCCCCGGUCUACGACCACGUCUUUGCCAUCCGGCCCACAGGCUGGAACAACCGCGCCAAGGGCGGUGUCCGCGUCAACACCCUCGACGGUAUCACUAUGGUCGAGCUGCCGUACUCGGAGCACUCGUCGUACUCGGAGCUGCUGGCCUGCGUCAAGUAUCUGUAUCCCAAGAAGAUCAUCCCCACCGUCGACUGCUCGACCCGCGAGAAGGUCGCCGCCCAGCGCAAGCACUUUGAGGGUCUCGUCGACAACUCAGACAAUCGCGCCACUCUGCUCCCGUUUCUGCGCGCUGGCGCGGCGAGCGAGCAGAAGCCCAAGCCCGAGCCCAAACCCGAGCCCAAGCCCGAGCCCGAGCCCGAACGGGUGCCUAGGGGUGAUGCUGAUGACGGGCCCGCAUCCGAGGGCGAUGACGACGUCCUCUCGCUCUCGCAGUCUUCAUACGCGUGCGCGCUGCCUCUGCCCUCCACCCACACCAGCUCCUCUGACGUGCGGACCUUUGAGGAGCAUGCCACGGCCAUUAGCGACGAUCUUCUCGACGUUCCGCUCCAUGUCCGCUCGCACCAGCGAUGGCUCCUUGCCCAGUUCAAAGCCAAGGCCAAGCCGGCGUCCAAGGCCAAGCCGGCGCCCAAGACAAAGCUUGCGUCCAAGGCCAAGCCGGCGCCCAAGACAAAGCUUGCGUCCAAGGCCAAGCUUGCGCCCAAGACAAAGCUUGCGUCUGCAUCCACAUCCCAAGCCAAGGACGUAACGCGCGACCACGCUGCUGUGGCGCCGUCACUCGCCCAGCCUGUCUUGGUUCUCGACUCGGACUCGGACGACGACUUUGUCAUGAUGAUCACGUGA